Molecule: messenger RNA, 1902 nt
Organism: Spea bombifrons (plains spadefoot toad)
Lineage: Eukaryota; Metazoa; Chordata; Amphibia; Anura; Pelobatidae
Gene: KCNB1
Product: potassium voltage-gated channel subfamily B member 1
Exons: 1
Coding region: 1-1902 (633 amino acids)
Biological process (GO): potassium ion transmembrane transport
Cellular component (GO): voltage-gated potassium channel complex; membrane
Molecular function (GO): delayed rectifier potassium channel activity
Source: RefSeq, a predicted model, not a curated record
AUGGAAUACCUCCUGAGAUUUCUAUCAUCGCCCAAUAAAUGGAAAUUUUUUAAGGGACCACUUAAUGUCAUUGACUUGCUAGCCAUCUUACCAUACUAUGUCACGAUAUUCCUCACAGAAUCCAAUAAAAGUGUACUUCAGUUCCAGAAUGUUCGGCGAGUGGUACAGAUUUUCCGUAUCAUGAGGAUUCUCAGAAUUCUAAAGCUGGCGAGACACUCGACGGGCCUGCAGUCCUUAGGUUUCACGUUGAGGAGGAGCUAUAAUGAACUUGGACUUCUCAUUCUAUUCUUGGCUAUGGGUAUUAUGAUCUUUUCAAGCUUGGUCUUUUUUGCAGAAAAGGAUGAGAUUGAUACAAAAUUCAAAAGCAUUCCAGCGUCCUUUUGGUGGGCUACCAUAACAAUGACAACAGUUGGCUAUGGAGACAUCUACCCAAGAACGCUUCUUGGGAAGAUAGUAGGCGGUUUGUGUUGUAUCGCUGGAGUGUUGGUGAUAGCUCUUCCCAUUCCAAUUAUAGUAAAUAAUUUCUCAGAGUUCUACAAGGAACAAAAACGGCAGGAGAAAGCCAUCAAACGAAGAGAAGCACUCGAAAGGGCGAAAAGAAAUGGGAGCAUUGUCUCCAUGAACAUGAAAGAUGCCUUUGCUCGUAGUAUAGAACUCAUGGAUGUAGUUGUUGAGAAGACUGAUGACGUUCCAGGGAAAAAAGAUAAGGUUCAGGAUAAUCAUUUAUCUCCAAGCAAAUGGAAAUGGACCAAGAGGACCCUGUCGGAAACCAGCUCCAAUAAAUCUUUUGAUGGAAAAGAACAGGGAUCUCCUGAGAAGACUAGGUCUUGCUCUAGUCCACAAAACCUUAACGUUCAGCAGUUAGAGGAUAUGUAUAACAAAAUGGCAAAAACACAAUCACAGCCUAUACUUACUUCAAAAGAGUCCAAUCCGUCUGGUAAACCACCAGAGGAACUUGAAAUGGAGACAAUUCCUGGGCCUACGAUCCCACUGUUAGCAACUCACAAGGAGGGCAUCAUUGACAUGAGGAGCAUGUCCAGCAUAGACAGUUUCAUUAGCUGUACGGCUGAAUUUCCAGAAUCUGUAAGGUCUUCACACAGUCCAUUUGCAAUUCUUCCAUAUAAAACUAAUAAAUAUGCCGGGAAGGAUCCUUCUCGUGAUCCUAGAGAUGGUCGAGAUAGGCCGCUGUCCUUGGAUGUUAGUGGAGAGAGCUUUACUGAAAUUUACCCCAAAGCUGAUGGAAGUCGCCGUUCUACAUUUAUUUUAGAAAGUCCAAAAAGCUUAGUGAAGGUCAAAAACCCUUUGAUGUUAAGGUCCCUAAAAGUCAACUUUAUGGAAGGCGAUGGUGGUAACGUCCUACCCACCACCAACGUACUGAGUCCUUCAGGACGCAGAGACGUUCACUCUAAGCUUGACAGUUCUUUUUAUUCUGACCAGUCAAUAAGAAGUCCGGAAACUUCAUUGUACACGACAGCCAGCGCUCGAACACCCUCCAAGUCUCCGGAAAAACACAUGGCAAUAGCUUUCACUUUUCACGAUGCUAAUGUAAAUAAAUACAUUGACGCAGACACAGACGAUGAGGGUCAGCUACUUGAUGGUUUGGAAUCCUGUCCUUCCAAAGAAUUGCUGGGCAGCCUGAGCCCAAAAUACAACAUCGCCAACAGUGGUCAUAGAAAGCAAAGAGAUGCCGUCCACAGAACGGAAAAGAAUCACCUGGAAAGUAUUGCUUUAUCAACUUCUUCGAAGUUCUUUGGUCAAAACUGCAUUUACUCCGCAGAAGGUAUUACUGGAAAAAGUCAGGGAAACCUGGAAACUGUCAAGGUAGAAAAUCACAUCUCACCUGAGGUUCACGUGCUACCGGGAGGGAGAGGACAUUCAAAUACAUACGACCCCAGUAUUUGA